UGUAGACUGGUGGUGCUGAAAGGGCAGCCUGCAGAAAUGUGGUCGGUGUUCUUCGUUUUUUUGUCUUACUUGGACAGGAACUUCGUAAAGUGCGAUUUUUUGCGCCAGUCGGUGGACGCAGAGAAAGAUGAAAUAUUUUACAUGUUAAAUAGCACUUUUUGUACCCAAAUGUCCAGAUUUGGGGAUAACUACAUUCAUCAGGUAUCAGACGGCGUUGAGGAGGUCCGUUUGAUGUACGAUCUUGUGGGUAAUUUGGUGGACUGUUCUGAGACAGGCAAGCAUAUUCAGGUGAAGUCGUUCAUGUAUGUUUGCCGGGUGGGUUUUAAGGAACAGAGAGUUAAACCGGGGUAUUCAGUGAAGAAUUUGGUCGACAUGACCGAGGCUAAAUCCACCUGUCAAGCUUUCCGGGAGAGAUCACAGCUUACGAAAAAAACUACAAAAGCACCGAUCACCCGAGGUCCACUGACGGUAGACGAACAGAGGAACGGAAAUCCUGCAUCGGAGGGGAGCAGCGAAGUUCUGCACCGGUCAAAGCGGGGCUUCACUUACCCCGGGACGCUCUGGUGUGGCGCUGGUAAUAUCGCUGAUCAUUAUGAUCAUUUGGGCGAAUUCGCACAGACGGACAGCUGUUGCCGCGUGCACGACCAUUGCCCCCACGUCAUCCAUCCAUUCUCCUCCAAGUUCGGCUACACCAACUUUAAGUGGCACAGCAUCUGCCACUGCGACUGCGAUAACCAAUUGAAGGCUUGUCUGAGGAAGGUGAAUGACACUUCCUCCAGGGUGGUGGGACAGGCGUUUUUCAACGUCAUCGAGGUACCCUGCUUUGAGUUUGGGUACGAGGAGCAAUGUGUGGACCGCCACUGGUAUGGAGUGUGUAAAAAGUACGACAAGGUCCAGGUUGCUGUGCUCAAAGAGUCGGUACCGUACGACUUUGGAAACAUUGACGUUAUUGAUCAGCUCACUAUUGCUCCUCGGGUGCAGAAAAUACCGAUCAGAGAAGAGGGAGAGGUGACGGAGAGCGCACAGCAGCGUGCCUCCUUCAGCUCUCAGACCACCCCCAGCCCCGGGGAGCCGUCCCUCGGGAACGUGGUCUCGGCAGCCGAGGACUUCAUCAAAGUGCUGGCCACUGUCUCCUCCUCCCACAGCUCCUCCUGCUCGGACACCUCCGGAGGGGACGCGCAGGGCGCCGACAGGAAGAAGAAAAAUAAAACCGGCAAAAAGAAGAAGAACCAAAGAAGAAAGGGCAAGGGUAAAGGUAAGGGGAGGAAAAGAAAGCAAAUGGUUAAAAUGGUAAAGCAGCUCCAAACUGAGGAGGCCGCCGCAACUUCCUGUCACAGAGCAGAAGGUGCCCUGGACAAGAGCCAUUUUGUGAACAACCCCGUUGAACUGAAUCAUAAACAGGAGAGCAAUUUGAACAACCCUGUUCAACUGAGACAUGAACACGAGAGCAAUGUGAACAACCCUGUUCAACUGAGUUAUGAACAGGAGAGCAAUAUGAACAACCCUGUUCAACUGAGUCAUGAACAGGAGAGCAAUAUGAACAACCCUGUUCAACUGAGUCAUAAACAGGAGAGCAAUGUGAACAACCCUGUUCAACUGAGUCACGAACAGGAGAGCAAUAUGAACAACUUCAUGCACAGGGUUAUGGAUCUGGAGGGAAAAGAGGAUAUUUCUGUUAAUGUUAUUACACUGGAAAGAGUGAUAGACAGCAGCUCUAGUACCACAGAUAAUUUAAACACAGCUGUCACAGAGGUGAUGUCUCAGGUUAUGAAGGCCCACCCAGAGGUGAUGUCUCAGGUUAUGGAGGCCCACCCAGAGGUGAUGUCUCAGGUUAUGGAGGCCCACCCAGAGGUGAUGUCUCAGGUUAUGGAGGCCCACCCAGAGGUGAUGUCUCAGGUUAUGGAGGCCCACCCAGAGGUGAUGUCUCAGGUUAUGGAGGCCCACCCAGAGGUGAUGUCUCAGGUUAUGGAGGCCCACCCAGAGGUGAUGUCUCAGGUUGUGGAGGCCCACCCAGAGGUGAUGCCUCCCAGCACAGCAGUUAGUGCAUCCACUGUGCCUCCGCUCAGAAAAGCAAAGAGACUGAGGUCACAAGCAAGGCGAGGCAAUAAGAAAAGGAGAAAAAUCACGGCCGUUGUUUCCGUGAAUGCGGUCACUCUUGUCGACGAGGUCAAAGGCGACCCUCGGCGAGCGGCAGAUGGAAACGCUGUCUCCAAAGUCACCGCGUCCGUGGCCCCUCAGGACCUCGAGCUCCGACAGUCAGAAACCCCGACCGAAACGCUUUCUGUCACCCCCGUCACCACGGCCGGCGCGCCUGCUCUUCCUCGCCCCGACGCCACGAGCCAGAAGUCGAGAGAUAAAGGCAGAGGAAAGAAGAGGAGGAAAGUGGCUUCCUCUCGCGCCGGACUCGUGGUCCCCAUUCAGCGGGUUGCGCGAUAGGACCUUAGCGCGUGAUCAUGUUUUAGAUGGCUGAGUCAGCUCUUUAAUUUACCAUGAUACACACGUUAUUUCAUGUUUAAAGUGGUCGUAGUUUUCUGCCUUUCAAUAUGAUGUACUGUGCAUGAAAAAAAUAGUUUUAUCAAAUUUGUUGAACAUCUUGAAUACAUAAUAAAAUAAAAAAUAUUGUAUAAUAAAAAAAUAUGUAUUGAUACUUUAAUAGUGACUUUGUAAACGUAAUUUACUGACUGCAGACUACUUACUCAAUAAAGGUCACAAUAUCACAACUCUUUUCUUGUAAGAAUUUUGAAGCUAAGUUUAUAACCAUGGCGAUAGUAUCAGGUAAGGUGUCAAUACAUGUUCAACUUUCAAAUUAACCACAUGGGUGACCUAAUUAGCUAAUAGUUACUGGAAGGUGAUUUUGGCACUCAAUUAUCAGUGUUAAUGCUGCUAGCCCUUGAUGGUCAUACAUUUAUACAGAUAGCAAAUUGGCUUCAAACUGUACAUUGGGUGCAUCACAGAACAUAUUGAAAGGCAAAAUAUUACACUAAGAAUUUGGGUCAACUAUCACAUAGGUUUUUUUGGGGGGAAAUCAACAUCACAAGUCACAAGUCAUUCUCAAAUAUUGACUGACUGCAGAGACGACAGGCUUAUGCACUCAGAGACUAAUGGCAAAAAAAAAAACUGUCAUUAGUCUAAAAAAAAGAAUGUUACUGGAAAGGAGGCGUUCUCAUGACAAUAUAUUUUAACAGCAGUUGCAGCUUAUUAAUAAAGAUUAAUGUUGGGCAGAGCUGGAGGCCACAGGGCUUGCCGUUUCAAAGUGAGAGCAGUAGACGCUUGCUAACUGCAUACUAACCAUGGGACCAGUGCAAAUCCCAAAACAAGAACCAUCUUGCUUACAUUACUGGAAACAAUGGCUGCUAUACUGUAUACGGAAAAGCAAAGCAUCGUGAGCAUUUCCAUAAAAAUAAAGAAAUGUGCAUACCAUAACUCUCCAUGUACCUUCCAGGAGGGCUUAAAGCUUUGUGUGCAACAGGGUCACAUUCUUAAAAGUGGAUAAUCCGCACUCUGCACUGCCCACACCUUCCAGUGUGAAACCAGGCCAGGAACACCCUUCACGGUGACCCAGAAUCCCAGAUCAGCUGACUCUCACAUGGUCCCACACAAAGGAAUGGAAUUCUGCCUGGAAAUUUACAUGCGUGCUUAAAGAGGUGCUACAUAGCAAAUGAGAUCAGGGGCAUGCUUUAGGACAACAUGAUACUGGCGGUUGAUUUGCCAGGAGCUAAAAAUCUGUGAUUUAUCAUCUGUACGACUAUCUCGCUAACUCUGCAAACGCUUAUGAGAAGUAAUAAAGGUGCCAACUGAUA
Messenger RNA from Conger conger (European conger), 3800 nucleotides. It is a transcript of the gene proca1, whose product is annotated as protein interacting with cyclin A1. The record is from RefSeq and is a predicted model, not a curated record. Gene Ontology annotation, biological process: phospholipid metabolic process; arachidonate secretion. The transcript has 5 exons. NCBI's taxonomy places the organism in Eukaryota, Metazoa, Chordata, Actinopteri, Anguilliformes, Congridae. The coding region runs from base 37 to 2436 and encodes 799 amino acids. Gene Ontology annotation, molecular function: A2-type glycerophospholipase activity.